CCCACAAACCUCCCGCGAUGACGUCGAAUCCCUCCCGGAGCUCACCUCCAUCUCCUCCGGCGGCCCCAACGACUUCCAAAACUACACCAUUUUCAUGCCCCCCACCCCCGACAACCAGCCGUACACCGCCGUCGGCAGCUCCAGCACCAAGUCCGAGGACCUCCCUCCCCCGCCCUACGCCAAUGCAGCCAAGCAAACGAAUCAGCGCGGCGGAGGCGCCGCCGAAAAACCCGAACGGCGUUCGUGCACGAAGACGCAGAAAUCGAUGCUUUUUCGGACACAGACGAGCGAUUUUGAUAACAAUCGGUGGCUGUAUGAGUCGAGGGGGACGUAUGGGAUCGGCAAUGCGUUCUGCUCGCAGGAUGGCGGAUUGGAUGAAGAUGGCGGGGUGAAUAUGAAGGAUUUCUUGGAGAAGCCAUGGAAGCCCCUCACCAGAAAAGUUCGGCUCCCCGCCGCCAUUCUAAGCCCAUAUAGGUUGUUGGUGCUGGCGCGUCUGGUUUGUCUAAUUGCCUUCCUAAUUUGGAGAAUAUCGAACACGAACACGGAUGCUUUAUGGCUAUGGGGUUUAUCAACCACCUGCGAGAUUUGGUUCGCUUUCUCAUGGCUUCUCGACAUCCUCCCGAAGAUAAACCCAAUUAAUCGUGCAGCUGAUCUCGCCGCCCUGCAAGAGAAAUUUGAAACUUCAUCCCCCUCAAACCCAACGGGCCGCUCCGACCUCCCUGGAAUCGAUGUGUUCAUCUCCACCGCCGAUCCGGAGAAGGAACCCCCUCUCGUCACCGCCAACACCAUCCUCUCCGUCCUCGCCACAGAGUACCCUGUCGAAAAACUCACCAUCUAUGUCUCCGACGAUGGCGCCGCCCUCCUCACCUUCGAAGCCAUGGCGGCAGCCGCCUCCUUCGCCCAAUUAUGGGUCCCCUUUUGCCGCAAACAUUGUAUCGAGCCACGCAACCCUGACAGCUACUUCAACCUCAAGAUUGAUCCCACCAAAAACAAAAAGCAACCUGAUUUCGUCAAAGACAGGCGGUGGAUCAAGCGUGAAUACGAUGAGUUCAAGGUCAGGAUCAACGGGCUCCCAGAAACCAUUCGGAAGCGCUCCAGGGCACUCAACUCAAAAGCACAGAAACAAGCCGCGAAUCUCGCGAAAGAAAAUGGAGAGGAUCCCUCCGCAGCGAGGUCCAAUGUAGCAAUCGCCACCUGGAUGGCCGACGAAACCCACUGGCCCGGCACUUGGAAAUCACCUUCCCCCGAUCACUCCACCAAAGACCAUGCCGGAAUCCUUCAAAUCAUGAUCAAAGCUCCCGACUUUAAUCCCAUCCUCGGCAACCCCGGCGACCACCCUUCCAUUGAAUUCACCUCCGUCGACAUCCGGGUUCCCAUGCUCGUCUACGUUUCCCGAGAGAAACGCCCUGGAUACGACCAUAACAAAAAAGCGGGCGCCAUGAACGCUCUGGUUCGAGCUUCCGCCAUCCUCUCCAAUGGACCUUUCAUCCUCAACUUCGAUUGCGACCAUUACAUAUACAAUUCACUCGCCAUUCGUGAAGGCAUGUGUUACAUGAUGGAUCGAGGCGGCGACCGAAUAUGCUACAUUCAAUACCCGCAGAGAUUCGAGGGAAUUGAUCCCUCAGACCGCUAUGCGAACCACAACACCGUCUUCUUCGAUGGGAACAUGCGCGCGCUGGAUGGUUUACAGGGGCCAAUGUAUGUGGGCACCGGAUGCUUAUUCCGGCGCUACGCUCUUUACGGAUUUUGUCCGCCGCGCGCUAACGAGUACUCUGGGCUUUAUGGGCAGUACAAGCGGCGAGCGGAGGCGGUGCGAGUGAGGGGAGAAGAAGAUGAAGAGUUCCAACCGCUGAACGAGCAUCCAGACCUCAACAUGCCGCAGAGAUUUGGUAACUCUGUUUUGUUGGUGGAUUCGAUUGAGCUCGCGGAGUUUCAAGGGCGGCCAUUGGCUGACCACCCGUCGGUUAAGAAUGGAAGGCCUCCCGGUGCGUUGCUUGAACCUCGAGCGCCGCUGGAUGCAUCGACGGUUGCGGAGGCUGUAUCUGUGAUUUCUUCUUGGUAUGAGGAUAAGACGGAGUGGGGCGAUAGGAUUGGGUGGAUCUAUGGGUCGGUGACGGAGGAUGUGGUGACGGGCUACAGAAUGCACAAUCGGGGCUGGAGGUCCGUGUACUGCAUUCCUAAGCGUGAUGCGUUCAGGGGGACGGCGCCCAUCAACCUGACUGACCGGCUGCAUCAGGUGUUGCGGUGGGCGACAGGGUCCGUGGAGAUCUUCUUCUCCAAAAACAAUGCUCUGCUGGCAAGCUCCCGUCUGAAAUUCCUCCAACGCAUCGCCUACAUAAACGUGGGCAUCUACCCCUUCACCUCCAUCUUCCUCUUCAUAUACUGCUUCCUCCCGGCCGUCUCCCUCUUCACCGGCCAAUUCGUCGUCCAAUCCCUCAACUCCUCCUUCCUCAUCUACCUCCUCCUCAUCACCCUCACUCUCUCCCUCCUCUCCAUUCUCGAAGUCAAAUGGUCCGGCAUCUCCCUCGAGGAAUACUGGCGCAACGAACAAUUUUGGGUCAUCGGCGGCACCUCCGCUCACCUUGUCGCCGUCGUCCAAGGCCUUCUGAAAAUCAUCGCCGGAAUCGAUAUCUCCUUCACGCUAACCUCCAAGUCUGCUAAUGAGGACGAGGAUGAUGCCUUCGCGGAUCUGUAUAUAAUCAAGUGGACAAGUCUCUUCAUCCCGCCGCUGACUAUACUUGCUGUGAACAUCAUAGCCAUUUUUAUCGGCGUGGCGAGGACGCUGUACAGUGUUAUUCCGCAGUGGAGCAAGUUGAUUGGAGGAUUGUUCUUCAGUUUCUGGGUUUUGGCGCACAUGUAUCCUUUCUGUAAGGGGCUAAUGGGGAGAAGGGGGAGGACGCCGACAAUUGUUUAUGUUUGGGCGGGGCUUAUUGCCAUUACCAUCUCCUUGUUGUGGAUUGCGGUGAGCCCGCCAAGUAGUGAUCUUGUUGCUUCCUCCGGACACUAUUAGGGCAGGAGGAGAAGGAUAAGAAGAAGACAUAACUUAAAACAAUAUAUGUAGUAUAUAUUUAUUUAUUUUUAUUUAAUAAGGGAAGAUUUGUUCUUUGUAAAUUGUAGGA
Messenger RNA from Phalaenopsis equestris, 3119 nucleotides. Its product is annotated as cellulose synthase-like protein D1. The record is from RefSeq and is a predicted model, not a curated record. Gene Ontology annotation, molecular function: mannan synthase activity; cellulose synthase (UDP-forming) activity. Gene Ontology annotation, biological process: cellulose biosynthetic process; plant-type primary cell wall biogenesis. Lineage: Eukaryota; Viridiplantae; Streptophyta; Magnoliopsida; Asparagales; Orchidaceae. Gene Ontology annotation, cellular component: trans-Golgi network; plasma membrane.